UGUUGUCCAUAUAAUAAAUUAAAUUUUCAAAAGCGCAAAUACAAAAUGAAGACCAGCAGUCGUAAAGAAGGUGCCCAGAAUGCUGAACCGGUAAAAAUGAAGGAUUCAGAGCCUGGCCAGACCCCUAAAAUCUGUAAAUUUGAAGAACUCAAGGGCCAAUACAAAAUUAUGCGGGAAAUUGGCAGAGGUUCAUAUGGUGUAGUAUUCAAAGCUGUCUGCACUGUCGAUUACGACUCAGAUAAAGGCCUUGAAUAUUAUGAUAGAGACGAGGUUGAAGACGACCAUGAUGGUAUCCAGAGAUUUGCAGUCAAAAGAAUUUUCCCCACAAUUAAUGCUCCCUACAUCCUUAUUGAAAUGUACAUCCUCAAGUAUAUUAAGGGUCAUGAAUUUGUGACCAACCUAGUGGCUGGAUACCGUCAGGAGAGCCAAGUCUCCUUGGUGUUUGAAUACCAAAGGAGCCAGAGCUUCCUUGUAUUUGUUGAAAGUAUCUCUCAAGAUGAUAUUAAAUGAUAUUUAUUCCAACUCCUUAGUGCAGUGAAGCAUCUCAGCGAUCUAGGAAUUGUCCAUCGGGACAUCAAGCCUUCCAAUUUUCUCUGGGACCCGAAGAGCAGGAAAGGAAUUCUGAUCGAUUUCGGUCUCUCAGAGGUUGAAACUGAUGAAAAUGGAGAGCCAAUAAAGAACCCUGAGAAUGAUUUAGUUCAAAAGAUAGUGGAUCUCCAAAGGAAAAUGAGUAUUAAACACAGAACCGGUACUAAAGGAUACAUGCCACCUGAAACUAUCUUCAAUUCUCCUAAUCAAGGAUCGAAGGUUGAUAUAUGGGCUGUCGGAGUAAUUAUGCUGUCUUUCUUAAUGAGAAGACAUCCUAUCAUCUCGCUUAAUAAUACAUCAAGGGUGAAGAACUUUACGAUCUCCAAUCUUCUCCCGCUUUCCAUUAUCUAUGGCUCAAACGAAUUCAAAAAGGUAGCACAUGACAAUGGAUAUGGAAUUCUCAUGCCUGACGAUAUCCCAAAGGAGAGAAAGCCUUGGUAUGACUUAGUAAAUGAAGACUUUAAGACGGACUCAGAUGCUCUAGACUUGUUAGACAAGAUGAUGAAGCUCAGCCAAGAUGAUAGAGUAACUGCUGAAGAAGCUCUCAGCCAUCCUUAUUUCGACUCACUGAAAAGUAAUUUCUGCUAA
Messenger RNA from Moneuplotes crassus, 1176 nucleotides. NCBI's taxonomy places the organism in Eukaryota, Ciliophora, Spirotrichea, Euplotida, Euplotidae. The record is from the annotation of a GenBank genome assembly.